AUGCUACCGUUCGAGGAGCGACACCGCAAGGCCGACAACAACCGCAAGAUCUACAUUGCCGUCGCUGCCCUGGCCGUCGCCGCCGGGCUCGUUUGCGCCGUCUCCUCCUCCACCGAACACUCCGCUGCGGCCGCGGUAAAUCUCGCUGCUGUGACGGCUAUCGAGCCACGCUCUCCCGUUGUGUGGGUCCUUCUUUCCGCCAGAUAGAACAGGGAGGGUACGGUUAGGAAGACGUGACGCGUCGAGGUACAAUUUUGAUCUCCAUGCGUGUCAGGCCCACCGUUAUAGAGUUGGCUGUCCCCCCCAGUUCACGACGUCGUCCCUUCGAAACACGACACGCUCGAAAGCGGUAUCAAUUGCUUGGGAGUCGGCAGCGCAAACAAGUCUCGGGUAGCAAUUUUCAGUUUUCCUGCAUAGCUGGCACGGAACCGUCGAGACUUUGGGGAAUGCCACACACUGUCUAGGAACAGAGGCGUGAUGGGCGGCGAAAGGUUCACGCCCCCAAGGCAAGCAAACCCAGCCUUAAGCUGCCGUCCGUGGUCAUUACAUUUCAGACAUGAAGAUGGAACAAAUGAAUUUUUGGAGACGAGGUGAUCGCUGCGGGGUGUGCGUCGCAGCGCAGGAUGUAGACCGUGUUGCUCUGUACAAAAUAAAUAGAAGACCGGAUAUAUGUGUUGUCUCUUGUGUUUGUUUUCUGACGGACAAAAUGCACCGGGGGGUGUGGGUUGGAGGCGCGUUUCUGUUUUCAAGCAUGCCACCGGGCAUGUGUCAUGUUGCUGAUUUUGCCUGGCGACCGCAACGUGAGGCCUGAUACCCACUGGGAAUGGAGAAUCGAACGUCGUCUUUCCCCGAUGAGAUGUACCGGCGAGAUUGUAUGUUGCCUCGAUGAUGCUGAGCUGUGAGGACGGUGGAUUGGAAGCUAGACUGACUCCACAGGAUACGAACAAAUCUGCGGGGUAGGUGGGUCGUUGUCGUUCUUUUCGUGGCUGUGGUGAGUUAUGUUAGGGCUGACGUUUCUUUCCGUUGACCUGAGGGUUUUUCGGAGAGCUUCAACAAGGAAAAACGAACGUCGGAAGCGUAAGGCAGUUUAGGUGUUUGGCAUGCUGCGGUUGAAAUUGUCGGUGUUUCGAAUUCGGAGGCGAGCGACAGCAUAGACAGUCAGCGGGAGGGUUAUCCUUCAUCACUGGGCGAUUGCGCGUGCUCUUGUUCGCCGCUCUCUAGACGUUGUGGUGUCGUAAUCUUGCCAACGUACGGCUUCAAUCUGUCCAAAUCGUGCUUUCUACACACGAACUAGAUGGGCCGAACACGCACACAGCCAACCAGCUGAUCUGUGCAGACGUGUGGAGAGAGGCGCUUGUCCGGGGGUGUCUGAAAGUACGAUUUACCCAUUCAGCAUUUGCGAUGGACAGCAUCGGUUCUUGAUGCAGAAUACGCGCUGAUCCAGAACCUCUUGUUUUGAUCGACCCUCGUGGCCGAUCUCCUCCACGAGUAAACCGAGGAGACCACUAGCUUUGGUACUUUUUUUGCCGCGUGGUGUCCAAGUUCUUAUUUCCUCCGUGAGGAAACCAAGGAGAGUGCCGACUAUAAUGUUUUGUACCGGGUGUCCCAGUUUUUGUACUUGUCU
Messenger RNA from Ectocarpus siliculosus, 1624 nucleotides. Lineage: Eukaryota; Phaeophyceae; Ectocarpales; Ectocarpaceae. The record is from the annotation of a GenBank genome assembly.